AUGGACACAUAUAGAAGAGAGGAUCCGGCUCCACCGACCUCUGUCAUUGCGGUCACCAAACCCGACUCUCUUCCCGUUCUUAUGGAUGAUGUCAACUACGUGCAACAAGGAGGCGGUCCCAAUAGGGGUUACAACAACAAUUAUCACCCUAACCAGGGGGGUGAUAAUUUCAAUAAUUAUAACGGGAACUGUCCUCAUCCUAAUCUCUCUUAUUCUAACAAUAAUUUCUUGCAACCCCCCACAGGAUUUAAUGUUAGCAAGGGUGGAGUAGUUGAACCUAUCAAGAAAGAGGAGAAGUAUGACAAAGGGAUUAUGAAGAUUUUAGAGGUGCUAGUGAAAGAUGGAAAGACUAAUGACACCAAGAUUGGGGUCGUUGAGGCAAGGUUGAACAAUCACGAGCAAGGAAUAAACACAAUUGCCACUGCCGUCUCGAACAUUAAGACUCAAAUGGAUCAAGUCCACAAGAAUAUUGAGGAAGACAAGGCAAAGGCAGCAGCACGAGUGGCGGACAUAAAUAAGAAAUGUUUCACUAAGCAGAAGAAUGAUGAAGGCAGCACCUCAAGAACGAAUUCUAGAGACUGCCCGACGCCCGGCGGACCGCCACACACGCCGCAGCGGUCCGCCACUAAAGAGGCAAAGGCGCCCGCUAAGAAAGAGCUCAUGCGGCACAACGGGAUUGUACUCUCUUUCCCGCCGAAGAAGAAGUUCAAGCUUGAAGAGCAGUUCAAGCAUUUCCUAAAUAUGUUUUGUAAGGUCCAUACUAACAUCCCUCUCGUUGAAUCGUUGCAGGAGAUACCUAGGUACGCAAAGCUACUAAGGGAGGCCGUGAUGAGAAAGAAGAAACCUACUAAAGCCGACCUUAAGUUGCCACAUCAUUGCAGCGAGAUCAUUCAACGGGAGAGGGCCGUGAAGCAAAGGGAUCCCGGUCAAUUCAUCAUUAGGUGCUCAAUUGGAAAAGGAAAAGUGGACAAGGCCCUUUGUGAUUUGGGGGCUAGCAUCAAUAUCAUGCCACUAAAGUACUAUGAAAAGCUCAACAUCGGACCUCUCGAGAUGUCUUGA
Salvia splendens (bonfire salvia) is the source of this 1059-nucleotide messenger RNA. RefSeq lists its product as uncharacterized. The transcript has a single exon. NCBI's taxonomy places the organism in Eukaryota, Viridiplantae, Streptophyta, Magnoliopsida, Lamiales, Lamiaceae. The record is from RefSeq and is a predicted model, not a curated record. The coding region runs from base 1 to 1059 and encodes 352 amino acids.